GUGCUCGGGCCAGCGAGCAAGUAACGUUGAUGUUGGUACUCUUCGCCGUUCGCGAGCGUCGUUUACGAUUUUCAUUCCGAUUUCUUGGUGUACCACGAUCGAUCGGUGCCGGAAUGACGUUCGUGGGAUCUCCUCGUUGAAUGAGAGUCCUCGUGGAAGGGUAGCUAACGACAGCCGUCAAAGAUGAUGCAGGAAAUCAGUGACCAAUCUUCCAGGACAGUUCUCCUGAAUACUUUCGUGGUAAAGAAGAAACGGUGCAGGGUCUACUUUCAUCGCGGAACGCUGAUAUGGGAAACGGAGAAACCACCGUACACAAGAUGGACUCUGCCGCUGACGGACGUGCUCGCAGUACGCUAUGGAGACGAUUGGAUACCUGGCAACGUUAAAGAGAAACAACCUCCGACUUCGCCCACUUCCUCCACCGUGUGCCCGACAAAUUUCAUUUUACACUACGCUGUUCGUGGGCCGAAGAUGAAAUGGAGCCAUCACAGUGUGACCAUGAGCCACACGGACCCCAGGCAAGUUGCAUCCUGGGUGAAAACCAUUCGAAAUUACCUCAUGGGACUAACCCAUCGCCCAAGGAAGAUAUUGCUGUUCGUCAACCCUUUUGGAGGGAAGAAAAAGGGACUGAAAAUUUGGGAGAAGGAUGUACAGCCUCUGAUGACCAUAGCGGGGAUUGAAACCAAAAUGUUGGUCACUGAGAGAAUUGGACAUGCUCGUGAUACGCUUCUAACUGCGGAUCUAAGUGACUUUCAUGCGGUGGUGUGCAUCGGUGGAGACGGUACUCUCGCGGAAGUGAUCAACGGCCUUGUGCUGAGGACCUCAAAGGAGCAGCAGAUCGAUCCCAACGACCCUGAAGUCUCUCUGCCAACCCCCUUGUUGCCUAUAGGGGUGAUACCCAGCGGGAGCACCGACACGGUGGCGUACAGUCUCCAUGGGACGACCGACGUUCAGACGGCCGCGAUACAUAUCAUUUUCGGCGACAGUACUGGCCUCGAUAUCUCCUCCGUUCACAGCGAUCAAACAUUACUGAGGUUGUACGCUAGUGUACUUAGCUAUGGCUAUCUGGGUGACGUGAUCCGGGAUAGCGAAAAGUUCAGGUGGAUGGGGCCCCAGAGAUACGACUACUCGGGUUUCAAGAAGAUUAUAGCGAACAAAGGUUACGAAGGAGAAAUACAAUUACUGUCUGACCCUUGUCAUCCAGCUACGAGCACAAGAUGCACAAAAAACUGUACAAGGUGUUUGCAACAUAUGCACAAGAGCGUUCCAGACAAAGAAAUUUCCAGAUGGAUGACCAUCAGAGGUAAAUUCUUCAUGGUGAACGGUGCUAAUCUCGCCUGCGCCUGCUCCAGGAGUCCCAUGGGGUUCAGUCCGCAUUGUCACCUGGGAGAUGGUUGCGUGGAUGUGAUUCUAGUUCGGCAUACGUCACUUUUUAACAAUAUAAGAAUGUUGCUCAGGCUGACCAGCAAACAGAAGACUCUGUAUGAUCUACCUUUCGUCGAGGUAUACAGAGCAAGGGAGUUCACGUUUCGUGCCCUGCCCACCUUGCACAUGCAGUCUGAUAGCGAGAUUAAUAAUCGCUAUAUGAACUCGAGCUUGAGUGUGUGGAAUUGCGACGGCGAGGUGAUCGAUAACUCCAACGUGAAAAUCAGGGUACACUGCCAACUAGUGAACGUGUUUACCAGAAGAGCGGAAGAAGUGGUUCACGAUCGGACAUGUUUUUGUUAAUUGCGAUCGCCAAUUGAUGUUCUAAAGUGGCGGUGUUUAACACUUUGACAACCAAACGUUUUAUUUCUCAGAAAGUCCAUUGGAUUAUGUUUCAGAUUUUAGUAGUAAUGCAUUACCAAUUUUAUGAAACGAGAUGUAGAUAAUUUGAGAAUGGUCGUCAAAGUGUUAAGACUGAUAGAAUGAUGCGCGUUUCCGCUGGGACACGAUGGCCAUUGAAACCCUAUAGUUCCUUCGACUUGCCCGCAAUUUACGAGCUAUCGCCAUGUGAUGUGUGAUCUGUAUAAACAAUGCUGUUCGACGGUGAUAUUUUGUGAUGGAUGGUACACCAAAUUUCAAAACUUUAACACUUCAUAAUUAUUAAAUUAUAAUUCUCUAUACCUCACUUCUAGGCACUUCGAAAAUUUAAGAGGUGAAAAAUUUAACAGGAGUCCAAGUAUCUCAACACGAAGAAUCACAAAAUAUCAUCGUCGCACAGUUGUCCGACCAUCAACGGAGUUAUUUUACACCGCUGCUUGGCAAACCUUUUCGAGCUAAACUUUGACCCAGUGCGAACGAAAUCAGCGCCUAAACAAGGUGUAAACUCAUUGAACACCAUCUAAACGUCCACGAAGAACUCAGUAUGCGAAAACUAUCCUCAUUUACGAUACUCGUCACUCGGAAAAUUUCCUUUAUUUUCUCUGUAUUUUUAGAUGUAAUUCACAAACGUCUCAACAUUCCACUCGCGCGACUCAGAAUGUACUUAUAAAAUUUUGUACGAAGUACGACCUAGGUUUUUCCUGGUCGUUUUUUUCCGGCAUUGCUAUAUUGGUUGCGCGCGUUUUUCGUACUUAACAGAGAACGAAAUGGAAAGGAGAGAUGAAUGUAAUUGUAGAUUCGGUGCACGGAUAUGGAUUCUUCCUUGUAUGAUAUUUCCAAGGAUAUUACACCAUUAGUCCCUUAACACUUUGAUGUGAAUCUCAUUGGUCGAAUGAAAUGAGUCACGAUAAUUAAUAAGUACAGUAGACUCUUGUUAUAGUCUUUAUAGUCUUGUAAGAUAACGAUAGUCUACUGUAUUAUUUUUGCCAAAAAUGCGUAAUGGUAUAUAGUAAUAUAUAUAACAGCGCUUUAUUAAUUAUUAAAGUGUCAAUUAUUUCUAUGAAUUGUAAAAGCAUCAUCAAAGUGUUAAGUUUAAUCGAUGAUAGGAUUCGUUCGUAGAAAGUAUGUACAGUAUGAGGAGUACUCCAGAAAACUCAGUAUAUUUUUCACGUAUUAGCACGAUCCAAAGGGACAGACAGAUGCAAUUGAAAAUCGUUAGGAUAUUAUACCGCGCGUCAAUAAUUCGUCAUCGAUAGCGUAGCGAUAUAUUUUAAAGAGAAAGGAACGACGCGUAUUUUCUUGAAACGAGAGCGAUUUUAGCUGUGGCUGUUAGAGCUUAACGUUUACAAUUAAGCUAAGAAUUUCGAGCGGCAUUUACUUUACCAGAACAAGUAUUUCGACCUAUUUAUUUAACGCUAUAAGAUAGGUUCUAUAAAAAGAAUAUUGAACAUUGUAAUCGAUUGUGACAAUUUGAGCGAUUCGAAAACGAACGAGCAACGAGAGGAAAUUGUUAAUUUAAUAUUUUCUAGUCUGUUGCGUUAAGACACGAGCACUCCGUCCUUAGUUCCGUUUUCACGAGCCCAGUGUAUUGUAAAGGGCGGAAGUUUCCCUCGUCGCUUCGUUAUCUCGUCUAUCUUCGAUAAUGUUAAACCUUGAGAUUAAAAGUGUUUUGUAAAAAGGCGAAGGUACUCUGUGAUUUUAAUUGUUUAAAUAUUUGAAGUUUGUUAAUUGGUUCUCUGCUGACAGAACAUAUAAUUUUUUAUCGAAAUUUCAUUUUAAAUUCUUGGAACAUUUACAAAAUUUUCAUUCUAAAACAUAUCGCAUACAAAAGACAGUGUACCUUGCUAUAAAACGAGCCACGUACCGAAUUUCGUCCAGCUGCAUUUUUCCUUCUUUUUUACGUCCACGCUUGGCUAAACUCGUUUAAAAUUCGACUACUCGUUGCUUCUCUACCGUUUGCGGUCCGACAACCGUUACUUCCGGUCAAAGAAUGUAUUUAUUUAAGUAUUCUUUCGCAUCGAGCGUUCUUUGGAUAUAGAGUUUUUUUAUUGUAAUUAUUUUUGUAUCAUAUGAUCGCGCACACGCUUCCGUAUAAUUCUUUCCGUGAAAGAAAUAGAAAUUAAUUUAAUCACAAUUGUAAUUGUAAUCUUUAUGUUCGUUUGAAAUUGGAGGAUCGCAAAAGAUCAACGACAAAAAGAGAAUAGCGAUUAUAUAGAUAAAGAUUAUUUUGUAGAUUCGUGUGUACAGGUUGUACAGAUAUAUAUACACACUUAUAUAUAUAAAUACAUAUGUAUAUAUUAUAUAUUUUAAUUACGUAUUUAUAUAUAUAGAAAGGGAGAGCUGAAAACCGAUCGUUGUAACGAAUUGCGAUGCAACUAUAACGAGAGUAUUUAAUUAAUUUUGUGAUGGUGCACCGAAUGUCAAGUGGCUGCGUAUAUUAAUAAAAAUUGUACUUCACUUUUUCAAA
Molecule: messenger RNA, 4270 nt
Organism: Megachile rotundata (alfalfa leafcutting bee)
Lineage: Eukaryota; Metazoa; Arthropoda; Insecta; Hymenoptera; Megachilidae
Gene: Cerk
Product: Ceramide kinase
Biological process (GO): phosphorylation; ceramide metabolic process
Molecular function (GO): ceramide kinase activity
Source: RefSeq, a predicted model, not a curated record